Molecule: messenger RNA, 1053 nt
Organism: Nicrophorus vespilloides
Lineage: Eukaryota; Metazoa; Arthropoda; Insecta; Coleoptera; Silphidae
Gene: BORCS6
Exons: 5
Coding region: 130-966 (278 amino acids)
Biological process (GO): lysosome localization
Cellular component (GO): BORC complex
Source: RefSeq, a predicted model, not a curated record
AAUCAUACUUAGUUAACCUACAAAAUUAUAGGGAGUAAAAGGUAAUAGAGUGGUUGAAUCAAUAACAUUAAGUCCUGUCAAAAUAAUUCAAUUACUGUACGACGAGAUAUGACUUGAGGCACUAGCAGAAUGGAUUCUGAUGAUGGGUCUCUACCGUCGCCUCCAGGUCCACCCAAGGAGCCACCUCCAAGUCUUCCACCACCCUUGCCUGCUAGACCAAGAAAACAAAGCCCACAACCCCCAAUCCCAGUACAAGAGCCUGCUCUAUUUGAAUUAGACCAAGAGGUUGAUAAUGAUGAUGAAAUCUCCCAGCAAAUGACUGCCUCUUAUAGUGAAAUCUCCUUCAAAUCAGGCCUAAGCCCAGAAAUAGAAUUCCCAUUAUCAUUGAGUCUAGAAAGCAAUCCAUUGCAGGACCCAAUCAGGCGUCCUGUAACUUUACCAUGUGAUAGAAUGCAAAAACCUUUGGGUCCUUUGAAUCUUGAAGGAUCUGUGCAUUUCGAAGGUAAUAUGACACAUUUUGUAGCUGAAGACUUAGAAUACAAAAUCAAAUUAUCUAGUCCACAAACAAAAAAAGGUGAUACACCUCCAUUGCCUGGUAACUCAAGGAGUGGAACUCCAAGUACUUUGUACAGGCAAUUGCUAGUGCCUCAAGUGGGCCAAGUCGAUGUAAACCUAUUAAAUGAUUUGGAAUGUGAAGCACAGAGGAUGGCUACCUCAAUAGAUAAUCUUACAGAAAACCUCUGUGGCAUCUUGCAUUCAAUUUCUUCAAUAACUGCUGAUAACGUCGAUGUGUACAAAAACGCCGUUGCUAAAAUGUCUGACGCAAUGGAUGGCAAUAUUAAAAGUAUGUAUACGAUGAUGGCGAAAACCGAAGAAGUAACUCAAGCAAUGAAGUCUGUGCAAAUCCAUGCAACCAGAUUAAAGGAAAUCAAGAGACUAGUCGACCUCUUUGAGAGCUACAUAUAGUAGUUACACCAUACAAUAACCACUGAUCUCUCUGCAUAAUCUUAUUAAUGUUUCUUGCACCAUUAUAGAAAGAAAUAUAAAUUCUUA